Gymnodraco acuticeps is the source of this 5162-nucleotide messenger RNA. RefSeq names its product Ca2+-dependent activator protein for secretion a (gene cadpsa). The transcript has 28 exons. The record is from RefSeq and is a predicted model, not a curated record. Gene Ontology annotation, cellular component: glutamatergic synapse. Bases 141 to 3506 code for a protein of 1121 amino acids. Gene Ontology annotation, biological process: dense core granule exocytosis; synaptic vesicle exocytosis; positive regulation of exocytosis. Lineage: Eukaryota; Metazoa; Chordata; Actinopteri; Perciformes; Bathydraconidae.
GUAAGCUGCAGCUGCAGACGGUCAAAGAGCGUUUCCAGGCCUUCCUCAACGGAGACACCCAGAUCGUGGCGGACGAAGCCUUCAUCAACGCCGUCCAGAGCUACUAUGACGUGUUCCUCAAGAGCGACCGUGUGUCCCGGAUGGUGCAGAGCGGCGGCUGCUCGGCCAGCGACUCCCGGGAGGUUUUUAAGAAGCACAUAGAGAAGAGGGUGCGCAGCCUGCCUGAGAUCGACGGCCUGAGCAAGGAGACGGUGCUGAGCUCCUGGAUCGCCAAGUUUGACACCAUCUACCGAGGAGAGGAGGACCCCCGGAAGCACCAGCAGAGGAUGACAGCCAGCGCCGCCUCCGAGCUCAUCCUCAGCAAGGACCAGCUGUACGAGAUGUUCCAGCAGAUCCUGGGCGUCAAGAAGUUUGAGCACCAGCUGCUCUACAACGCCUGCCAGCUGGACAACCCUGACGAGCAGGCGGCCCAGAUCAGAAGAGAGCUGGACGGACGCCUGCAGAUGGCCGACCAGAUAGCUCGACAUGGUGGAAGGUUUCCCAGGUUCUCAUCCAGAGAGAUGGAGGCCAUGUUCAUUGAGGAGAUGCGAUCCUCUGUCAACCUGCUGAUGGCCAACCUGGAGAGCAUGCCCGUGUCCAAGGGAGGGGAGUUCAAGCUGCAGAAGCUGAAACGAGGACACAACACCUCCAUCAUGGACAUGGGCCAGGAGGACGAGAACACGCUGUCCAAAUCUGACGUGGUGCUGUCCUUCACCCUGGAGGUGGUGAUCAUGGAGGUGCAGGGUCUGAAGUCAUUGGCUCCAAACAGAAUCGUUUACUGCACCAUGGAGGUGGAGGGGGGGCACAAACUGCAGACUGACCAGGCUGAGGCCUCCAAACCAACUUGGGGAACCCAGGGUGACUUUACCACCACGCAGCCGCUGCCCGCUGUGAAGGUGAAGCUGUUCACUGAGAGCACAGGAGUGUUGGCUCUGGAGGAUAAGGAGCUGGGGAAGGUUGUGCUCCACCCGACUCCAAACAGUCCCAAGCAGUCAGAGCUCCACAAGAUGACGGUGUCUAAAGGCUGUCCGGACAGCGACCUGAGGAUCAAACUGGCCAUCCGCAUGGACAAACCACAGAACAUGAAGCAUUGUGGGUACCUUUGGACCAUUGGCAAAAAUGUGUGGAAAAGAUGGAAGAAAAGAUUCUUCGUACUGGUGCAGGUGAGUCAGUACACCUUCGCCAUGUGCAGCUACAGAGAGAAGAAGGCGGAGCCUGUGGAGCUCCUGCAGCUCGAUGGCUACACUGUGGACUACUGUGACCCCCAGCCAGGUCUGGAUGGCGGCCGGACGUUCUUUAACGCUGUGAAAGAGGGUGACACUGUGAUCUUUGCCAGUGAUGACGAGCAGGACCGGAUCCUGUGGGUGCAGGCCAUGUACCGGGCCACCGGCCAGUCACACAAGCCAGUGCCCCCCACCCAGGUCCAGAAACUCAACUCCAGGGGGGGCACAACUCCACAGCUGGAUGCACCCAUUUCUCAGUUCUAUGCUGAUCGGGCACAGAAGCACGGCAUGGAUGAGUUCAUUUCAGCGAACCCCUGUAACUUCGACCACGGCUCUCUGUUUGAGCUGGUGCAGCGCCUCACUCUGGACCACAGGCUCAAUGACUCCUACUCCUGCCUGGGCUGGUUCAGUCCCGGUCAGGUCUUCGUCCUAGAUGAGUACUGCGCUCGCUACGGCGUCCGAGGCUGCCAUCGGCAUCUCUGUUACCUGAGCGACCUGCUGGUGCGGGCGGAGAACGGAGCCAUGAUCGACCCCACCCUGCUGCACUACAGCUUCGCCUUCUGUGCCUCACAUGUCCAUGGGAACAGGCCUGAUGGUAUAGGCACAGUGACCGUAGAAGAGAAGGAGCACUUUGAGGAGAUCAAAGAGAGGCUACGGGUUCUUCUGGAGAACCAGAUAACACACUUCAGGUACUGCUUUCCAUUUGGUCGGCCAGAAGGGGCGCUGAAAGCAACUCUGUCCUUGCUUGAAAGGGUUCUGAUGAAGGAUAUUGUUACCCCGGUUCCACAAGAGGACGUGAAGGCGGUGAUACGUCGGUGUCUGGAGCAGGCUGCUCUAGUCAACUACCAGCGGCUGUCAGAGUACGCCAAACUGGAAGGGAAAAAAAGAGAGAUGUAUGAGCAUCCUGUCUUCUGCUUGGCGUCUCAAGUGAUGGAUUUAACCAUUCAGAAUGUAGGGCGGUUAGUCACACCUGCUAAAAAACUGGAGGACAAUAUCCGCCUGUCCGAGCUGGUGAUCGAGGUGCUGCAGCAGAACGAGGAACACCAUGCUGAGGGAAAAGAGGCCUUCGCCUGGUGGUCGGACCUGAUGGUGGAGCAUGCAGAGACCUUCCUGUGUCUGUACUCGGCUGACAUGGACGCAGCUCUUGAGGUUCAGCCGCCCGACAGCUGGGACAGCUUCCCCCUCUUCCAGCUGCUCAACGACUUCCUGAGAAUGGACUAUAACCUGUGCAAUGGAAAGUUCCACAAGCACCUGCAGGACCUGUAUGCCCCCCUGGUGGUGCGCUAUGUGGACCUGAUGGAGUCUUCCAUUGCUCAGUCCAUUCACAGAGGCUUUGAAAGAGAAUCCUGGGAACCUGUCAAUAACGGCUCGGGAACGUCAGAGGACCUCUUCUGGAAGCUGGACGCUCUGCAGACCUUCAUCAGAGAUCUGCACUGGCCUGAGGAGGAGUUUGGCAAACACCUGGAGACCCGCCUGAAGCUGAUGUCCAGCGACAUGAUCGAAUCAUGCGUAAAACGGACGCGGGCUGCGUUCGAGGCCAAGCUCCAGAGGAGCAGCCGGGCCACAGAGUUCCGCGUGCCGCAGUCCAUCUGCACCAUGUUCAACGUGAUGGUGGACGCCAAGGCCCAGUCCGCCAAGCUGUGUGCCAUGGACCUGGGGCAGGAGAGGCAGUACCACUCCCAGAUUGACGAUCUGAUUGAAGAGACAGUGAAGGAGAUGAUAACUCUGCUGGUAGCUAAGUUUGUGGUCAUCCUGGAGGGUGUGUUAGCCAAGCUCUCCAGAUAUGACGAAGGAACGCUCUUCUCUUCCUUCCUUUCUUUCACAGUAAAAGCUGCUUCAAAGUAUGUGGACGUACCUAAGCCAGGGAUGGACAUCGCUGACGGUUACGUGACGUUUGUUCGUCAUUCCCAGGAUAUGCUGCGGGAGAAGGUCAACGAGGAGGUGUACAUAGAGAGAUUAUUUGAUCAAUGGUACACCAGCACAAUGAACCUGCUAGGAACAUGGCUGACUGACCGUAUGGACCUGCAGCUCCACCUUUAUCAGCUGAAGAUACUCAUUCGGAUUGUCAAGAAAAAGUACCGUGACUUUCGUCUUCAAGGGGUGCUGGACUCCACGCUGAACAGUAAGAUGUAUGACACAGUGAGGAACCGGCUGACCUUGGAAGAGGCCACGGCCUCAGUGAGGGAGGGGGGGAUGCAAGGCGUUUCAAUGAAGGACAGUGACGAAGAGGACAAUGUUAACUAAAUCAAAGGUCCUGAAAACUAUAAGAAAAGAGGGUGAGCAGCAUACUGCCUAGGAAUCCAAACAGCCUUUCCAUGAGCUCCAUGAUUAUUUGCUGUUUCAGUUUUUCAUUCAUGUAAUGGUUCCACAGUUCUGUCUGACUUUAUACAAGAAAAACACCAUUUGUGUCCAUAAACACCUGUGACACGCACGGCUGUUUAGAAACUAUCUCUGUAGGCUCAUCAAGCUGUUAUUCCUCAGAACUAAAACUGAAAUGUGAGAAAAUUACUGUAGUUUCCAGGAUACCCCAAACAGAGCAAAAAUGUGACAGGAGUGUGAGACAUGGGCAAAUGUGCCCUGCAUGCAAAGCCGCCUUAUAAUUAGGAUAAUAAAGAGUGGCAGUAUGCUGCAUUUACAUGCAGUUCAUCUGGCAAAACAUCAACACAUGGUGUAGUUCCUUCAUGUUGUGCCACUUAUAUUAUCUACAGUCCUUGUAUGGUAGCCUUCCUGUUGCUUGUUGUUGAAGGUACAUAGAGCACUCUUACAGUAUGAAACAGUCAAAUGAUCCAGGUUCAUCUAUGGUGGUUCAAAGUGAGAUAAUGAACCAGGUUUCUGUGUUUUUUAAACCUGCCAACAAAUGGAUGAUGAACUCUUUAUGGUCAAACAUAUUGUGAUUGAUCCAUUUCAAAUAUAUUUCAAAGUAUUUGGCAGAAGGAUGGACAACUGAUUCUGAACAAAUUGCCAUCUCUAGGUCUGACAUCAUAAAGGCAAGAACAUAUUUUUGACAAAACAUUUAAAUAAAUACCCUAAAUCAACAUCACCAGAUGAAUCUGCAAAGUUGGGACAAGUAUGUAAGACAUCAGUUUGAACCAAGCAGCUAAAUGCCAUUUUAUCAACCGUUAAGCACAUCAAGAUUAUUUGCAUGAGAGAUGAAAGUGUACACACAGAAUAAAUGGAAUGCACAUAGUUAAAUGAAAGUGUUAAAUAUGUAUGGGGAAUUAUCUGUGUGUUUUGGAGUUAAAUUAAAAAGAGGAUUUUGAAUCAAAGAGGAGAGGUCUGUUCUUCCUUUCCAGAGUGAGAAGUGUGCAUGUAUCCUCAACAAAGAAAGUUAUGCUUUGUUACUCAUUUCAUUUGGUGUCAAACUGCUCAAAUAUAAAUCUCCCAACACAAGUUGCAUUGUGUUGUUAAAGUAAACACGUCUUGUGGUCUCACUUCUUCAAACGUUGGUACUUUUUCUUCCCAUCAACCUAACACCUGUCACCAUCUUCAUUCUGUUUAAAUUAGUUAACAAGGCAAUAUAUAUUGUUUGGUUUUGUCACACCAAUAGACCUGUUUUUCACAUUUUCAAUUUCAAAACAAAUGCUUUAUUUGUAUCUAAUGUUAUUUAAGUAAUAGAGUUGCCAUCUGUCUUGUAUGUGACCUGCACUUCAUUCCAGAAUGAAUGACGGGGCUACUCCAAAAUGUUGAAAGGGAUUAUGGGAAGUGAAGUGUGCCUGUCAUUUCUCUUGUUUUCUAUAUUGUGCUCCUAAACUGUGCGUCCUCCUGUGCGCCGCAUGUCUCCGGGUUCACUCCCUUCAGUGUUUUGCUUCAUGUGUGAAGUUACCUGUGGGCUCAUGCUUCUGCCUUCUAGAAGAGCCCCUCAGUCGAUGAAAAUUCAAAUAAAGGUGAAUGUGGAAAGAA